Molecule: messenger RNA, 1260 nt
Organism: Daucus carota subsp. sativus
Lineage: Eukaryota; Viridiplantae; Streptophyta; Magnoliopsida; Apiales; Apiaceae
Product: transcription factor bHLH35
Exons: 8
Coding region: 1-1260 (419 amino acids)
Biological process (GO): regulation of DNA-templated transcription
Cellular component (GO): nucleus
Molecular function (GO): sequence-specific DNA binding; protein dimerization activity; DNA-binding transcription factor activity
Source: RefSeq, a predicted model, not a curated record
AUGGAAAGCUUGGAUGAAUAUAAGCUCUACUGGGAAACUAAUAACUAUUUACAUACUAAAGAACAGAACAGUUUUGCACUGGAUGAGACAUUAUCAGCACAUCAUAAUUCUAGUUCACAGGAUGGAGCUCAGUCUCCGGGGGCUCCCAAAAACAUAGUUUCUGAGAGAAACCGAAGGAAGAAAUUAAACGACAGGCUCUAUGCUCUCCGUGCUGUUGUUCCUAACAUAACUAAGAUGGAUAAGGCUUCAAUUAUAAAAGAUGCAAUCAGCUACAUUCAAGAAUUGCAAGAGCAGGAGAAAAUACUUGGAGGUGAAAUAACACAGCUAGAGUACUCCUUGGCUACCAAGAACAAAAAGAGCUUGGAUGAAUUAAAUCAGGCAGCAGCUGAUAUGGCGAUGCCGUCCACUGUAUCAAAGAAGAAGAGAACUGAUAAGCAGCAGCUUUUCGAUGAAUCUGGAAGUUCUAGGGUAUUAGCAUCACUGGUCCCAGUCACUGAGCUCAAUGUUUCUUAUGUGGGAAGAAGGACAGUUCUGGUGAGCAUCAAAUGCACUAACCAAAGGAACACCAUGGUUAAGCUAUGUAAAGCUUUUGAAUCGUUAAAACUCAAAAGCAUUACGGCCAACAUUACUUCUUCCUCGGGGAUCCUCGUGAAGACCGUCUUUAUCGAGAGGGGAACCUCACACACACACCUAACUAUUCUAUUAACGAAAUCUGUGAUGACCGGAAUUAGGACGAUGGUCGGAACCAAUGAUAGUGAUGAUCAGAGCUACAUUCAAGAAUUGCAAGAGCAGGAGAAAAUACUUGGAGGUGAAAUAACACAGCUAGAGUACUCCUUGGCUACCAAGAACAAAAAGAGCUUGGAUGAAUUAAAUCAGGCAGCAGCUGAUAUGACGAUGCCGUCCACUGUAUCAAAGAAGAAGAGAACUGAUCAGCAGCAGCUUUUCGAUGAAUCUGGAAGUUCUAGGGUAUUAGCAUCACCGGUCCCAGUCACUCAUGAGCUCAAUGUUUCUUAUGUGGGAAGAAGGACAGUUCUGGUGAGCAUCAAAUGCACUAACCAAAGGAACACCAUGGUUAAGCUAUGUAAAGCUUUUGAAUCGUUGAAACUUAAAAGCAUUACGGCUAACAUUACUUCUUUCUCGGGGAUCCUCGUGAAGACCGUCUUUAUUGAGGCAGACAAGCAGGAGAUAGGUGUGCUCAAGAAAAAGAUCGAAAGUGCAAUUAUAGAUAUUAAAUGUUUAGAUGGUCCAAUAAGCUCUUGA